Messenger RNA from Vanessa atalanta (red admiral), 1910 nucleotides. RefSeq names its product Hermansky-Pudlak syndrome 1 protein homolog (gene HPS1). Gene Ontology annotation, molecular function: guanyl-nucleotide exchange factor activity. The transcript has 11 exons. Lineage: Eukaryota; Metazoa; Arthropoda; Insecta; Lepidoptera; Nymphalidae. Gene Ontology annotation, biological process: vesicle-mediated transport. The coding region runs from base 89 to 1864 and encodes 591 amino acids. Gene Ontology annotation, cellular component: BLOC-3 complex. The record is from RefSeq and is a predicted model, not a curated record.
UUGUUUGUCCUUGUAUGUUAUGUACUUGUGUUGGUAAAAUUAAAUUAAUAAAUUAUUUAACAGCUUAAAAUCUUAUUAACUAACAGCCAUGAAGGCUGUUUUGAUUUUUGAUACUGUAAACGAUUUACUCUUUUCAAAAUGGGAUGACGACUUUAUACUUCGAAUGAAAUCUUUUAAUGGUCAGGAAAAAGAUGUAAACAUCAGUGAUAGUCAUCAUGUAUCACAGUUGCUGUCUCCAAUUAUUACAUCACAACGUGUGAUGGCAGCUCAAUUCAGUAACACAUAUACUUCUAUGCAAUGUAAGGAUAACACCACAAUUGUUUUCGAUGAGUGGUUGGACCAUGUGUUCAUGAUCAUCAGUGAGGAUGAUGUUGAUGAUUCACACCAAGAACUACUCGAUUGUAAAACUCUUGUGCAGCAUAUCUGCGGACAGAACAUUAACCUUUUACAUUCCUCUAUAUACCAGGAUUGGUUAUCAGUACUUCUAGAAAGCCGUGGGAAAGGUGACUCGAUUCCUGGUGCAAGUGGUGUGAUUGGUGAAUCUGGUGCAACGGGAGCGGCUCUUAAUGCUUUGAAAUCUGUUUCAAAAGAUAUCAAAUGUUCCCCAAAUCAACACUAUCAUCUGAUGUUGUUUGUGGGCGAUAAGAUGUUAGCGUUGUACUCAAGCCGUGGUUGUGAAGAUCUUAUGCCACCAGAUGUGAUACUUCUGAGUAUCCAGUGCAUAGCAGCUCAGGAAUAUUGGCAGGAAUUAAGGGACAUUAAUGAUGGUGAUCAUUGUGAAAAUGCUCAUAUACCUUGGCUAUCCGAGGAGAACAGUGCUAUAGUGAAUCUCUGCGCGGGUUCGACUGGGUCUCCUUGCGCUCCGCACUCCCUACAUCUCGCUGAAAUUGCACCCAGAAUUAUAUUUGCUGUUCUCAUUGAUAUGGAGUUAAGAGACAUUGGUAUUUCAGUCCACUUGUCUUGUCAUAUUUUAUCAAACUUGCGAAGACUGUUAUUGCAGAGAAACUUAGAAGUUUUACCAAGUACACUUGAUUCAUUGGAAGUUGCACUAAAAAAGACAACGGACGCUCUGCGUAAAAAUAAAACCAAUGCCACACUGUGCGCUCGAGUUACGAGCCGAAUGUUGGAACUGCGCAAGUCGUGCACCACCACGACUCCUCUUACACCGGAAACGACCGCCAUCGCCAUGCACACAGCCCUCGAAGCAGUCGUAGAACAACUCAAACCGGAUAUACCGAGUCUAAGACUGGAACCGUCAUUGAAAGAACUGAAGAACCUCCUAUCUCCGUACAUCGAGUUCCUCCGCGCUAAAGCGACGCGAUACUUCAGCUUGGUAUCUGGGGAGACGGUCCCGGGCGGCUCCCUCACGCACAAGUACGUGGAGGAGUUCCCCGGCCUCGUGCACUUCGUGUACGUGGACCGCCUCGCCGCGCGCUGCCUGGCGCCCGACAUGGCCGACUGCGUCGACAUGCUCACUCCCCACACGGUGCGCGCCACGGUGUCGCACGCGACGCGCGCGCUGCGCGAGGGCUACGGCGCGGCGGUGUGGCGCUGCGGCGCGCUGCACGUGUGCGCGGUGCGCUGGUUCGAGCGGCGCGGCGCCGCGCUGCGCCCCCCCGCGCCGCCGCACCCCGCCGCCGUGCGCGCGCUGCCGCCGCCCGCCGACAUCCGCGGCGUCUUCUACAGACAAUUGACAGAAUUAGCGUUCCCAAAUGACAGCCAAGGAGUGAGCGUUAAGGAGCUGAUCUGCAUCCACCUGGGCCUGCUGCCGGCCUCCACCGCCGUGCAGCAAGCGCGCCGACUGGCGCAUUCCGUCUACGAGCUGACCGGGGAAAACAUGACAUUUGCUUCCGAUUUACUUUAAAUUUUACUUUAAUUAUAACAACAUUUUCUUCCAAAAGCCCGUAAAA